Messenger RNA from Penicillium samsonianum, 312 nucleotides. RefSeq lists its product as uncharacterized. NCBI's taxonomy places the organism in Eukaryota, Fungi, Ascomycota, Eurotiomycetes, Eurotiales, Aspergillaceae. The record is from RefSeq and is a predicted model, not a curated record. The transcript has 2 exons. Bases 1 to 312 code for a protein of 103 amino acids.
AUGAAGCUGGCCGUGGCUCUUGUUGUCUACAUCUCCUUGAUCCCGGGAACCCUGUCUCUGGUGGAACCUUGCAAAGAGAAUCUGGUUUACUGCGGCUCAACCCUGGAGCAGUACCAUGGUUACACUCCGGACGAGAUCCGCUCUUAUAUCAGCAGGUCUUCACUUGGCCAAUACAUCGUGGAUGCACUAGAUGAGCCGGAAAACGCACUAUUUCGAUGCACAGAUACUGCUGGGGACCUGAAUUUGAGAGCAUUCUGCUAUUCAGGCUGUACUCAGCCUCCAAACGGUGAUGCUUGUGCUGCUGAACCUUAG